Messenger RNA from Phalaenopsis equestris, 2295 nucleotides. RefSeq lists its product as uncharacterized. The coding region runs from base 415 to 2109 and encodes 564 amino acids. The transcript has 12 exons. Gene Ontology annotation, molecular function: 3'-5' exonuclease activity; nucleic acid binding. The record is from RefSeq and is a predicted model, not a curated record. Lineage: Eukaryota; Viridiplantae; Streptophyta; Magnoliopsida; Asparagales; Orchidaceae. Gene Ontology annotation, biological process: nucleobase-containing compound metabolic process.
UUCUAGCCAUUUUAUCUCUUCUUACACGUAACAUUUAGAAGUAUGAAGAACUAGGGUUUUAGUACCGAAGUUCCGUACUUCUCCUUCGUGUGAGGGGGGAGACUCGUUUUCCAGUUUACAUUCUCUCUUAUGUAGAUCCUCAAUAAUGUCUUGAGUUCUUGUUCUUACGGAUUUCCUCACGUUAAGGAAAUGUUCUCUCGUUUUCCGGUGCUCCAAAUUUUUGUUUUCUUGGACAGACUUUAAGGGUACGAGGCCGUGGAUUUUUCUUUGACAGACCUGCGCUGAUUAUGUUUGAUGGAUGUUGAGGUGAUCUGCUUUGAUGGAUAGCGAUGUGGUUUGAUGCAUGUAUUAUUAGAGAAAGCUAGUAUUUUAACAAUGUGAAUCCUGAGAUCGAGCUUCUGGGAUGAAUGUACAAUGCUUUUGAAUAUGCAUUUCAAAGAAAGUUGGAACGACAAAAAUGAUAAACAUGUUGAUCAUGAUAAAUUUAUAUGUUUACAUGCCUUCUCUAACUUGUCUCACAUUUCACCACCAAUAUUCAUAUAUCUUCUAAAGGAAUGUUAUCUUUGUGGUACACGUAAAGCGACUCAUAAGUUUAACGUCCUUCAACAACAUGUUUUUCAAGCGCUUUAUAAUGCUCCUCAGCCUGAUCCAUACACUUUUAUUGUUCAAUGCCUUUAUAUUUUGCCUCAGUUGGGCCUCCAGUAUGCUGAAGGAUUCAGUCACUUGCUUAUGUGCUCUCUUAAACGUCUGAAAAAUCGAAAGCCUUUACUUGGAGUUUUAUCAGAAGCCAAACUUCUUGCUGCUCAGCUAUUUGUUGACAUCCUUGCUUGUUCUGUCAGUCAUGAAGAACGAAUUCUCAUAAAAAUAUUGGAGCUUUUUGAAAUUGAGCUGAAAGAUAUUGGGGAGGCCAAAUUUGGUUCUGUGAGAAAAAAAGAUGAUAUGGAGAAAGCAAGGGCUUUUAUUGAAAGUCAUAUAUUUGACUUCAUCGAGUCCCAGUCAUAUAUGACUGCCACGGUACUGGUGGAACACUUCUCUGUCCACCUAGGUCAAUCUUUUCUGCUGAAAAUGAUGGAUAAUAAUCAUUUUAAAGCUGCAGAAAAGUGGGCUGUGUUCAUGGGGAAGCCAAUGAUAUGUCUUCUAGUUCAGAAGUAUGUUGAAAUGAAAAUGCUUAAGAAUGCUUAUGAUGUAAUACAAAGGAACAAUCUCAAGGAGGAAUUUCCAGAUGUGCAACGGCUAUACAAGGAAAGCUCACUCAAAAAGCUGGCUGAAAAAGGGUUGUGGGAUAUUGCGGAGCUUAGGGCAAUGAAAGAUCGGCAACUCUUGGAAUUUGUGGUUUAUUUGGCAAUGGAAGCUGGGUAUGCAGAGAAGGUUUUUGAGCUAUGUGACCGGUACUCUCUUGAAGGUUUUGACAUAUUAACAGUUUCUGAUAAGCCAACAUCUGGAGCUUGUUACCUGGACCCUGAGAAAUUAAUGAUAGAUAAUAUCGUAUGGGUGGAUGACUUUCAUGGGUUAAUUACUGCCACCAACUACAUUGAGGGUUGUAAGGUCGUUGGCAUCGACUGCGAGUGGAAGCCUAAUUAUGAAAAAGGCUGUAAACCAAACAAGGUUGCCAUAAUGCAGAUUGCUUCAGAGAACCGAGCAUAUAUUUUUGACUUAAUAAAGUUGCAUCAAGAUGUACCAAUUGAACUAGACAGGUGUUUUAAGAACAUUCUGUGCUCUCCCAACAUCUUGAAAUUAGGCUAUAACCUGCAAUGUGAUCUUUAUCAACUUUCACAAUCUUAUGGAGAUCUGGACUGUUUUAGAUACUAUGAAAUGUUACUUGACGUUCAGAAAUUAUUUAGGGAGUCUGGUGGUGGACUUUCUGGGUUAGCGGAGAAAGUACUGGGAGCUGGUUUGAACAAGACAAGGAGGAAUAGCAAUUGGGAGCAACGGCCUUUAAGUCAAAACCAGAUGGAAUAUGCGGCCCUUGAUGCUGCUGUGCUUGUUCACAUAUUUCAUUGCAUCUAUAACCAGCCUCAUUCUACUUGUAACGAGGUGCGUGGUAAUAAAGCAGAAUGGAAAUCACACAUAGUUUCCUGCAUGGGCAAUGCAAAACGUAAGAGCAACUAAAGCAGUUACUGCUAUGAUGCUUAAAACUUUUUCUUAGCUGAUAACAGCUCUGUAAAACAGGUUGACAUUUUACUGUGAUUCACAUUGUAGCUUUUCAUUCAUCAUGGAAAAGUUAAUUGUACAUAAUUCACAUUGAAAGUAAGAGAAAGGAAAAAAACCGUCGUACAUUACUGAAUCUUUACAGAA